AUGGCGAAACCCACGCUUUUGUUCGUCCCCGGUGCGUGGCACUCGCCUGCCCACUACGAGGCACUCAUGAAGGCCCUCGAGGAACAUGAAUAUCACUGUGAAGCUGUGGCGCUACCCUCGGUCGAUCCCAAGGAUCCGCCCAACACCGACGCCGACACGGAUGCCGCUGCCAUAUCUGCCGCCAUCAGGGACAUCUUGUCGUCGGGCAACGAUGUCGUCCUCAUUACCCAUUCAUACGGCGGCAUCCCUGGCCAAAGCGCCGCCUAUUCAUUCGUGGGCCAGAACCAAAACGGUCCACGACUCACGGCCAUCGCCAUGAUGUGUUCGUUCCUGUAUCCGCCGCAGACGGCUCUUCUCGCACCACUGGGAGGCAAACCUCACCCAAUCCACAUUGUCUCUGCGGAUGGAAACCUGGUGGACGUCGGACCACCGGGUCCCGAGACUCUCUUCUAUAACGGUGUGCCAGCCGAGGAAGCGGCGCGAUGCCUUGCUAUGAUCAGGACACACUCGUGGCGCUGUAAGAUGCUGCCGCCGACCGCGGAAGGGGCUGGGUGGUGGGAGAUACCCACCAGCUAUUUGAUUUGUGAGCAGGACAACGCCAUCCCCGCCGAUCUGCAGAGGAAGAUGGUCUCGGAUGCGAAUGAAGCGUUGGCCCAGAGGGGUUCCACGCUGAGGAUUCGGGAGGAAACGGUGGACAGCGGGCACAGUCCAUUCCUGAGUAUGACGGAGAGGACGGCAGACUUCAUCCGCCGCACCGCAGAAGAACAGGUGCCUUUCAAGUGA
This is a messenger RNA of Fonsecaea erecta, 783 nucleotides long. RefSeq lists its product as hypothetical. The record is from RefSeq and is a predicted model, not a curated record. Bases 1 to 783 code for a protein of 260 amino acids. Lineage: Eukaryota; Fungi; Ascomycota; Eurotiomycetes; Chaetothyriales; Herpotrichiellaceae. The transcript has a single exon.